Molecule: messenger RNA, 2273 nt
Organism: Heterocephalus glaber (naked mole-rat)
Lineage: Eukaryota; Metazoa; Chordata; Mammalia; Rodentia; Bathyergidae
Gene: Slc6a19
Product: solute carrier family 6 member 19
Biological process (GO): sodium ion transmembrane transport; neutral amino acid transport; nitrogen compound transport
Cellular component (GO): plasma membrane; apical plasma membrane; brush border membrane
Molecular function (GO): neutral L-amino acid transmembrane transporter activity
Source: RefSeq, a predicted model, not a curated record
AGGACACACCAGCCCGGCCCAGCCCAGCCCAGCCCAGCCAGUGACCACCAUGGUGCGGCUUGUGCUGCCCAACCCCGGCCUGGAGGACCGGAUCCCAUCCCUGGACACCCUGGAGGCCACAGAGCAGAAAGGGGCCAGCUCUCGACCUCAGUGGGACAACAAGACCCAGUACAUGCUGACCUGUGUGGGCUUCUGCGUGGGGCUGGGCAACGUGUGGCGCUUCCCCUACCUGUGCCAGAGCCACGGAGGAGGGGCCUUCAUGAUCCCGUUCCUCAUCCUGCUGGUCCUGGAGGGCAUCCCCUUGCUGUACCUGGAGUUUGCCAUUGGCCAGCGGCUGCGGAAGGGCAGCGUGGGCGUGUGGAGCUCCAUCCACCCUGCCCUGAAGGGCCUAGGCAUCGCGUCCAUGCUGGCGACCUUCAUGGUCGGCCUGUACUACAACACCAUCAUCGCCUGGAUCACGUGGUACUUCUUCAACUCCUUCCAGGAGCCCCUGCCGUGGAGCGAGUGCCCACUGAACGGGAACCGGACAGGCUACGUGGACGAGUGUGCCAGGAGCUCCCCUGUGGACUACUUCUGGUACCGCGAGACCCUCAACAUCUCCACCUCCAUCAAUGACUCGGGCUCCAUCCAGUGGUGGAUCCUGCUCUGCCUCACGUGCACCUGCUGCAUCUUGUAUGUGUGCACCAUCCGCGGCAUCGAGACCACCGGGAAGGCCGUGUACAUCACCUCCACCCUGCCCUAUGUCGUGCUAACCAUCUUCCUUGUCCGCGGCCUGACGCUGAAGGGUGCCACCAGCGGCAUCGUCUUCCUCUUCACACCCAAUGUGACAGAGCUGGCCAACCCGGUGACCUGGCUGGAUGCAGGCGCCCAGGUCUUCUACUCCUUCUCACUGGCCUUCGGGGGCCUCAUCGCCUUCUCCAGCUACAACCCCGUGCACAACAACUGUGAGAUGGAUGCGGUGAUCGUGUCUGUCAUCAACGGCUUCACGUCUGUGUACGCGGCCACUGUGGUCUACUCCAUCAUUGGCUUCCGCGCCACCGAGCAAUACGACGACUGCUUCAGCCAGAACAUCCUGGUGCUCCUCAAUGCCUUCGACCUGCCCGAGGGCAACGUAACAGAGGAGAACUUCACCGCCAUGCAGCAGUGGCUCAACGCCACCAACCCUGCCACCUAUGCGGGGCUCCAGUUCCAGACCUGCGACAUGAACUCCUUCCUGUCCGAGGGUGUGGAGGGCACAGGCCUGGCCUUCAUCGCCUUCACCGAGGCCGUCACCAAGAUGCCAGUGGCCCCUCUGUGGUCGGUGCUCUUCUUCCUCAUGCUCUUCUGCCUGGGCCUCUCGUCCAUGUUUGGGAACAUAGAGGGCAUAGUCGCGCCCCUGCAGGACCUCAGGGUCUUCCCUGAGACGUGGCCCAAGGAGCUGCUUACAGGCCUCAUCUGCCUGAGCAACUACCUCAUCGCCUUCAUCUUCACGCUGAACUCGGGCCAGUAUUGGGUGUCCCUGCUGGACAGCUACGCAGGCUCCAUACCCCUGCUCAUCAUUGCCUUCUGUGAGAUGUUCGCCGUGGUGUACAUAUACGGCGUGGACAGGUUCAACAAGGACAUUGAGUUCAUGAUCGGACACAAGCCCAACAUCUUCUGGCAGGUCAUGUGGAGGCUGGUCAGCCCGCUCAUCAUGCUGGUCAUCUUCCUCUUCUUCUUUGUGAUCCAGGUCAGCAAGGAGCUCGUGUACAGCGUGUGGAACCCCAGCUACGAGGAGUUCCCGAAGUCCCAGAAGACCCUGUACCCGGGCUGGGUGACCGCCGUGGUGGUGGUCGUGGCCGGGGUGCCCUCCCUCAUCAUUCCCGGCUUUGCUGUCUACAAGCUCAUCCGCAGCUACUGGCGGAGACCGGGGGACCGCCAGGGGCUGGUCAGCGCGCUGUCCACGGCCUCCAUGAAAGGGGACCUGGAGGGCUGAGUGGGCCCAGCCCACAGGGUGCAGAUGUACAAGUGUGUAUGUGGUGCAGGGGUGCGUGUGUGGCAGUGCACAUGUGGGUACUGCAUGUGUGCACGCAACACCGAUGGGUGUGGAUGUGCGUCUGAGUGUGUGAAUGACAGCAUGCAUAUGUUGUGUGUAUACAGGUGUCCGCAUGUAUAUAUGCCCAGUGCGCUUGUGCAUACAAGCAUGUGUCUGCAUUUCUGAUUCUGUGUCCAUAUGCACAUGUGUUACAUGUGUGAAGAUAUUUAUGUGUGAGCUAGCAUGUGCAUACCUAUGUGCAUUAUACAUGUGUGCACAA